AGUCACUCAGAUUUCAGGAAGUGUGUAUGUGUAUUUACGCCGAACGUCGAAAUGUGAACAGUUCAAUAACAAUAGUAAGUUCUCUCUGUGUAGGGCAAUGGGGAACACGGAAAGCGCAGUGGUGCAGAAACGGAUGAUCCGGUUUCGGCCGGAGGAACGGCCGGUCGUGGAGAGGGUGUUCGACCAUCUGCUCGAAGCCGGUUCUGGAAGGGCCCCGGGAUCUAGCGAGAAAGUCCUUACACUGGAUGCACUGAAGGUGAGUGUGGCUGGCGUGGUUCCAGAGCCUAUGGCAGUGCGGCUGUUUCAGGCCAUGCAGAGCGUAGGCCCCGGGGGAACAGCGCCCCCUGGUGGGGGUGUGAGCCGGGAGCAGCUGCUGGUGUUCCUGGCGGAUGUGUUCCAUGGCACGGCGGAGGAGCGUGCGCCGCUCGUCAUGGCGAUGGCCAGCGGGGAGGGAGGGGCCACUGUCACGGCCAACCAGGUCAGAGAGUUUGUGGAGGACCUGGUCUCAGCCGUCAUACAGACCCUGACCAGCAGGGGGCGACUGCAGGGCUGGAGGCCGGAUCGCAUGGAGGAUGGCGAGCAAGGGGUUAAACUGCUGGCUGAGCAGAUGAGCUCCGAACUUAAACUCACAGACCAGCAGGCCUGCGACGUGGGCUGCCUGGAGGACUGGCUGUUCCGGGUGUCGGGCGUGGCUCUGUACCUGGAGCUGGUGACGGGCGAGGGCCUGGGCGUGCGUCUCCCCUCGCAGCCCCCCCUCCCCCUGCUGCCCGCCUGCGGCCCCGCUCCCUGGGCCGAGCUGCGGUCCCUGCUGCACCUGCCCCUGCUGCUGUUCCUCUACCCGCAGCUGCCGGCGCACAGCGCCCCCUGGAGGCCGCUGUUCUCCACGCGGCUGCACGGCGAGAGCUUCUCGCGGCUGGUGAGCUGCUGCGUGCGCCGCGGCCCCACCCUGCUGCUGCUGCGGGACGCCGACGGGCACCGAUUCGGAGGCUUCGCCUCGCACAGCUGGGACACCAAGCCGCAGUUCCAGGGGGACUCCAGGUGCUUCCUGUUUUCAGUGUUUCCCACAAUGCGGGUGUACACCUACACGGGAUACAACGAGCACUACAUGUACCUGAACCAUAGUCAGCAGACCAUGCCCAACGGCCUGGGCAUGGGCGGGCAGCACGAGUACUUCGGCCUGUGGCUGGACAGCGAGUUUGGGCGGGGCCACAGCCGGGCGCGGCCGCGCUGCACCACAUACGGCAGCCCUCAGCUCUCGGGCCAGGAGGACUUCACCUUGGAAACCGUGGAGGUGUGGGGGGUGGGAGACCCGCCAGAGGAGCAGCAGGCCCAGGGCAAGCGGAGUGUGUUGGACGCAGAUCCUGAGACUCAGGCGAUAAUGGAGAUGACAGGAAAGACCCUCCACAGCCAGGGACUACGAGAGCCAGAAGAGGAGGAGCUCUGAGAUAAGGGAAGGGAGCUCUGAGACAAGGGGAGGGGCUUUGCAAUAAGGGGAGAAACUCAGGGAUAAGGGGAGGGACUCUGUCAUUAGA
Messenger RNA from Conger conger (European conger), 1532 nucleotides. RefSeq names its product MTOR associated protein, eak-7 homolog (gene meak7). Lineage: Eukaryota; Metazoa; Chordata; Actinopteri; Anguilliformes; Congridae. The transcript has 8 exons. The record is from RefSeq and is a predicted model, not a curated record. Bases 98 to 1444 code for a protein of 448 amino acids. Gene Ontology annotation, biological process: TOR signaling.